This is a messenger RNA of Linum trigynum, 5786 nucleotides long. NCBI's taxonomy places the organism in Eukaryota, Viridiplantae, Streptophyta, Magnoliopsida, Malpighiales, Linaceae. The record is from the annotation of a GenBank genome assembly.
UUUAUGUAAUUUGUUUUUAAAGUAUAUUUCAACAAAUAGAUAUAAUUUGUGCUAAUUUGCUUCCAUCAUUUCCCCCCACCUCGUCAACCGUUUAUAAGUCAUUGAAUUUGUUAUUGAAUGGUAGAUCACACAUAUAUGAAUUCAAUUGAUGAUAACAAAAUUUCAAAAAAUUUAUUAUUAUAGUUUUAUUUUUUAUUUUGGGUAUGGAUAAUAAAAUCACAACAUUUAACAAGUGUAAAUGAUAAGACAGUUGAUUAUGAAUUGAUCGAAUUGGAGAUUUGAAUAUGCAAUUAUCCAACCUAUUGAAAAAAUUCACUUUCCCACAGGAAAGGAUGCAAACCAUCAAUAAGCAUGAUCGUAAAUUUUCAAUGUGAUAUUUUAUCAUCUCGUCCAUCUCACUCAUAUGAGACAACAACAUUAUUAAUGUUUUGGACUUCGCUACGGUGACAUGCACUUUUCGGUCGACCUAAUCAGUUGUUUCAGUGUAAAAACAGUUUCAUGGUGCCUACUUUGGAGAUUCAUAUCUUACAAUUGGCUAGAUGGAAAUUGGAGAUUAAAGGCUUGUUUUGAAGCUGAAGUGUCCAUCUACACAUUAAAGUACUUGGGAGCUCAAUAGAAAGUCCAGAAGACCUUUUUUGAAUCUGACCAAAAGGCUAUGCCAAAAUUGGGAAACUGCCUGAAAAUGGCUAAGUCUGGCAACGUGUUUGUCAAGCCUACUUUGGAGCUCAAUUUGAGAAUCAUGGAUGCGAGUCAAGUCCAGGGGCCUCUACCACGUUAAAUUACGUAUUUUUUUUAUACAAAGGCAAGGCAUUGGAUGAAAGAUUCAAUAUCUUUAAGGCUUCAAACAAAAGGCUCGAAGUUGCUACGAAGGCUGUUUUUCUGGCAGCUUGCUUGUGCUCAAAGUCUGCCAGAAAAACAGCCUUCCUAGCAACUUCAACCCUUUUGUUUGAAGCCUUAAAGAUAUCCAAUCUUUCAUCCAAUUCCUUGAAUUUGUAUAAAAACAUACCUAAUUUAACGUGGUAGAGGCUCCUGGACUCGACUCGCAUUCAUGUUUCUCGAAUUGAGCUCAAAAAUAGACUUCACAAACACGUUUCCAGACUUAGCCAUUUCUAGGCAGUUUCCCAGUUUUGGCAUAGCCUUUUGAUGAGGUUCAAAAAUGGUCUUCUGGACUUCCUAUUGAGCUAUCAAUCACUUCAAUAUGUAGAGGGACACUCCAGCUUCAAAACAAGUCAUUAGUCUUCAAUUUCCAUCUAGCCAAUUGUAUGAUAUGAAUAUCCAAAGUAAGCACCGUGAACUGUUUUUACACUGAAACAACAGAUUAGGUCGACCGGAUCCUAUAUGAGGUCGACCGAAUCCUAAAUGAGGUCGACCGGAUCCUAUAUGAGGUCGGCCGAAUUCUAAAUGAGGUCGACCGGAUCCUAUAUGAGGUCGACCGAAUUCUAAAUGAGGUCGACCUAAUCCUAGCUGAGGUCGACCGAAAAGUGCAAGUCACCGUAACAUGCAUGUCACCGUAGGCACACCCGAUUGUUUUAUGGUAGGUUAAGUAAAUGGACGAGGCCGUUACAUGUGGAAAAAAAAGGGCUCUGUCGUUGCUAAAGUGUAAGUAUGUAACUAUAAAUCUCACCAAACAAAACGAAAGUGUAAUUAUAAAAGAGCCAUUUAGUUUAAAAAUAAAGAGUAAAAAUAGCCCCAUUUGGCAGACACAAAUAAAGAACAAUAAUAAUUGAUUUAGGGGGGGCUUUAGUACACGAGAUUCUGCAUCUUUAGUUGAACAAAUGGCCCUCCCUUGCUCAAUUAUUUUUCGUGGGGUUUUAAUAAAAAGAGAAACUUUAUCAAUACAGUUCGUGAGCCUUUAAUUUAAGCAGUGUACAUGUGUAAAGACUCUCUUUAAAGUACAAUUAGUAGUGUUGUUGCGAAAAAAAUAAUAUAAUCUAGUACUAAUUUAUUCAUUUGUUUUUUAAUUUGGAUAAACGAACUUUCUCUUCUCUAAGACGGUAUAUCUCUCGCAAUACAAUCUAUUUAUAAACGAACCGAUUACAUACCCGGGAUCACGGCGUGUUGUCAAUAAUGCAAAGGGGGUGGCUUUAGUCUUUAGAUAUGUACAUGUAAAGGCUAUGUAAUGAGGAUUGUACUUGUCAUUGGAUAAGGCUGAUAUAGGCUUAGGAGAUUUAUUUAUACAUUAUCAAGAUUUGUGCUCAUUAAACUAGACCAUAGUGGGUACCAUAUAGGCACUUAAUUAGUUGCUUGAUCAAUAACUAUUUGAUUAUAUUUGUUAAUUACAUUGUCAAUUUGUACUAUGUAAAGUUGAUGGAACAUCAAGUUCUGACCCCCUUUUUUCUCUCACGACAAAAUUAUAUUAUUGGGCCAUCCUGGGCUUGGGAGUGGAGGCUGAUUUGGCUACAAGAAGGACAAAGAUUCACCCUUAUUAUUAUUGUAAACAACACUUUUGUCAAUUGUCCUUUUAUGAAUUAAGCUAAUGCUAAGACAGCUUUUUGUAGUUGGAACUUCGAAGUAUUACAUACGAGGUUUAUGCCUGAAUCACUUCGAGUUUACUAAAUGUUUGAUUGGAGAGUCUGAGGUUGGAAAUUGAAACAAAAGAUGUGGUUGGGAGUAAUACCAUGCAUGUCCUCUAUUCAUACAUUAUUACUGGUACCGAAUACCGAUUGUGGUGUCAUUGUCUAGUAUUUAGAUAUGGAAUGAAAAUUUACAUUAUAUGUGCGUGUCACAAUUAAUUCAGAUGGAUCAGGGUGUACAGAAAGGCGCUAUACCAAGUGAACUAUUGUUUCAUCCGACAUGUAGAAAUCGGAGGUGUAAUCAAAGCUGGGCAAGAGACAAAGUGCUUGCCAAGACAACCUACAUUAAUAUGAAAAAUUGUUUCAUCAUCCGUACUUAGAUUUCAAAAGAUAUGCAUUCAAUAGUAUUCUGCACAAACAAUACAACAUCGAAGAGCAAUCACACCAGCAUAUGCUAAUCUUGUACUUAAAUUUCAUAAACCUUGUCUAAAGAAAAUGGUAUAUUCUAAUUUUUAAAUAUUUUAGCUAUUAUUUUGGCUCAGAGUCUUAUCUGUGCUCUUUGGUUUUCAUACUAUUCCAUAGACAGAUUCAGAUGUUUGUUAAUGGUUAUUGUAGGACGCACGCAAUUAUGUUAAUUGUUAAGUACGAAAUCACAAUAAAACCGACUUUAGCUCAGUUGGUAGAGCGGAGGACUGUAGUUGAAAACAGCAUAUCCUUAGGUCGCUGGUUCGAAUCCGGCAAGUCGGACUUUUUGUUUUUGCUCCAUCGUGGGCCCGUCCAUCUUUCUUUAAACGCUAUUAAUUUUUUUGGGCUGGGCUUUUCAUCAAUUGAGCCACGGGCCCAGAAACGGAAACCCUAACCAAGCCCCUACUGGCUACUAGUAAUCGUUCCAAAUAGUACAAAACGUUACCAGAGUAUAAACCCUAGAAGAUCCAAGAUUGCUGCCUGCCUUCCCUUGAGCUCUCAAAGCCGCCGUCUCGCCGAAACCAACACCUCUGCCUUCUCUCGCGCGAUCUCUCUGUGUUGAGCGCAAAUGGCUCCCAAGAAGGAUAAGGCCCCGCCGCCGUCAUCGAAGCCGGCCAAGUCCGGAGGAGGCAAGCAGAAGAAGAAGAAGUGGAGCAAGGGUAAGCAAAAGGAGAAGGUGAACAACAUGGUCCUUUUCGACCAGGGCACCUACGACAAGCUUCUCUCUGAAGCUCCCAAGUACAAGCUCAUUACCCCUUCCAUCCUCUCCGAUCGUUUGAGGGUGAAUGGAUCACUUGCCAGGAAGGCCAUCAGGGAGCUCAUGGCUAAAGGUCUGAUCAGGAUGGUUUCUGCCCAUUCCAGCCAGCAAAUCUACACUAGGGCUACCAACACCUAGAUUUUUAGUGUUUCCAUCAUGUAUCUGAAGUUUCAAACUUCAUUCGCUUCUUUUGAAUCCCAGAAGUUCUAUAUGUCAAGUAGUUUCAAAGAGUUUAUGACUUAUUUUAUCUAAGGAUUGUUGUGGAAGGAAUUUUGCUCUUGUUGGUGAAAGUUCAUGCAGAUGUUGAGCUUGUUAUGGUCUUUAAGCGUCUUCUUUGAGAUGAUAUAUGCUGUUAGUUUCCUUUUCCUCAGUGCUGCUCCUUGGUGAUCAAUGGUGGUAGUUGGUUUGAAUCAUGUCACAAUGUUGCGGAAAGUAACCCACUGAUCAUCAUCUUACCUGUUUCCAUUGUUGGAACUCCACUCCAAUUAUUGCUGUCACAGUCUGGUGAGUGUGGACCCAUGCAUAUGCUGAUAUGCAAGCAGGCCCGUCCAGAAAACUGUACUAAGCAAUCAGAUUCGAAGAUGGACGGACGGAGGAGAAUGAAAGCAAGCAGCUGUGUUGAUGUAAACGUACGAUGAUGAAAACACAGAGGCUCAUGUGAUGCGAUGAAGGAAAGCAAAGCAUCGUCAUUUGCCUUCUUUCCUGUAUAUAUGCCUGACCGUCUUCUCCUGCAUGCACUAGCUGUGUCUUCUAGCAGCAAACCAUGAAGCCCAAGCUUGGACGGAUGGACACCAAAGAAAAGAGAAUGUAUCAGCUCAAUUUUGCAGUUUCUUCUUUUCCAUCACAGCUAGAAGGAGAAGUAUAGUCGUGUCGCUGUGAUUACCCUUAUCAUGUCAUCAUUUCAAUUCGUUCAUUGCACUGAUUGACCUUCAACUACCUCCGUACCCUUCUCACUGUCCUAACAUGAACAAUGACCCCCACUCUGCCCCCCUACGCCAUCAUCUAGCGGCUAUAUAUACCGUCUAUUCGAUAUCGAUCGAUAUUCACGACUUACUUUCACUAUUAAGCUGACGUUUGACCGUGGAGAUAUUUUUGUUAAUCAUGACAACGUGGUUCCAAUUUAUUUGUAGAGCAUUUUGGACAAUUCGAUAUCGUUAUACACUUAAGCACAUGUUGGCGCAUGCAUUUUUGCAUAGCAUCAUGUCCAGUUAUUCAUAUGUGUUCGUAUUUUCAGGUGGAGAUGACACAUAGUUACCAUUGUCAUGACUCAUAUUCCUUCAUUUUCUAGCUAGUGUAAAUCUCUUAAACUAUCUUAUUGACACUUUUUAGAUCGUACGAGUUUAAAUUUCGGUGGAUUUCGUGCUUGUUUUUCCCCACUAAUCUGUUCAGUACAAUAAUGUGAUUUCACGAUUUAAAACUACUUAGCUUUUUCAUUAGCUCGUUGAAUGAGAAUUGUCGAAACUUGAGACGUUGUUUUUUUUUUUAGGGUUAGAAUUAUAUGAUCGUAUCCUUUGUAUGUAAGAUACAAAGUGAAGACAAUAAGUGAUCUCAAACCAAAUAAAUUGGAUUGAUUUCACUUUGAAAAAUCAUGUGAAUGUCAAGAGAUUAUUAUCAUGUUUUGGGUAUACAUUCAAUGAAUGAAUGAAUGAAUUAGACACAUUUGUACCCCCUCCAUUAAGAUGUUCCAAGUUCCAACAAACAAUAAAACCAAACCAAUAAGAAGUAGGAGUAGGACAACAGCAAAGCCUCUCCCUGCCAAGUGCCAAGCAGCAAGUGAGCAGACAGUGAUAUUUUAGGGUUUGGUGAGGGGAGACCACGUGGGCCUAGAGAUGGAAUAUCACAUGGCUGGUGGGCUUUAUCUGCCGAAUCAAUAGCAAUGAGAACCGUCCAUUUGUGUUAGGCAGCUGCGUCUAUGUGCGUCCAAACUCUUCAAUUCAUUAUUGGGCUUCCAUGGGCCCUACCAAUGUUUCUUAUUCAUCUCAUUCCCCUCUAAAUGCAGAUUAAGAGUGAUUUUGGAAGUUGCCAUUGUUAAAUAGAUGUAUUGGUUUAGA